UAACUCUGUGCUGUCUCCUCCCUCAGUGAGGCUAGACCGGCUGUCAGAGGCAGCCAAGGUGAACACAGAUGCCAUGCGCUCAGCACAGGAGGAGAUCAGUGAGUACCGGCGCCAGUUGCAGGCCAGGACCACAGAGCUGGAGGCACUCAAAAGCACCAAGGACUCGCUGGAGAGGCAGCGCUCAGAGCUGGAGGACCGUCAUCAAACCGACAUCGCCUCCUACCAGGACGCUAUCCAGCAGCUGGACACUGAGCUGAGGAACACCAAGUGGGAGAUGGCAGCCCAGCUCCGCGAGUAUCAGGACUUGCUCAAUGUCAAGAUGGCUCUGGAUAUUGAGAUUGCCGCUUACAGAAAACUCCUGGAGGGUGAAGAGUGUCGGAUUGGCUUUGGCCCGAGUCCCUUCUCCCUUCCAGAGGGACUCCCUAAAAUGCCUUCCACGGCCACUCACAUAAAGGUCAAAAGCGAAGAGAAGAUCAGGGUGGUAGAAAAGUCAGAGAAGGAAACCGUGAUCGUGGAGGAACAGACAGAGGAGAUACAAGUGACCGAAGAAGUGACUGAGGAAGAGGAGAAAGAGACCAAAGAGGAGGAGGGCGAGGAGGAGGAACAGGGAGAGGAGGAGGAAGCAGAGGGGGGAGAAGAAGCAACAAAGUCUCCCCCAGAAGAAGAGGCUGCAUCCCCGGAGAAGGACGCCAAGUCUCCAGAGCAGGAAGAGGCCACGUCACCAGCCAAGACCCCCAUGAAAGAAGAAGCAAAAUCGCCAGCUGAGGUGAAGUCCCCUGAGCAGGCCAAGUCCCCAGUGAAGGAAGACGCUAAGUCCCCAGCAAAGGAGGAAGCCAAGUCCCCAACUAAGGUCAAGUCCCCAGAGAAGGCCAAGUCCCCAGUGAAGGAAGAAGCAAAAUCGCCAUCUGAGGUCAAAUCCCCUGAAAAGGCCAGGUCUCCGACGAAGGAAGAAGCUAAGUCCCCCGAGAAGGCCAAGACCCUUGAUGUGAAGUCCCCAGGAGCCAAGACCCCAGUGAAGGAGGAAGUCAGGUCCCCCGCAGACAUCAAAUCACCCGUAAAGCCCAAAAGUCCUAGCAAGGAGGAGGCCAAGGCCCCGGAGAAGGUCAAGUCUCCCGUGAAGGAGGAGGCCAAGGCCCCGGAGAAGGUCUCAAAGAAGGAAGAGGCGAAGUCCCCCAUGAAGGAAGACGAGAAACCCCAGGAGGUGAAAGUCAAAGAGCCACCAAAGAAGGGAGAGGAAGAGAAAGCUCCAGCCACACCCAAAACCGAGAAGGAUAGCAAGAAAGACGAGGUGCCCCAGAAGGAGGCUCCCAAGCCCGAGGUCCAGGAGAAGCCCAAAGAAUCCGUAGCUGAAGCCAAGAAGCAAGAGGCUGAGGGUAAGAAAAAGGCAGCGACUCCGGAGAAGGAGGCUCCUGCCAAGGAGAAGGAAGAGGCGAAAGCCAAAGAGAAGACCGAGGUGGACAAGAAGGAACCAGGUGAUGCCAAGGCCAAAGGACCCAGCCAAGCAGCGGAGAAGGGGCCAGAAAAGCCAAAGAAGGAAGAGACGUUGGCAGCACCUGAGAAAAAAGAUGCCAAGGAGGAGAAGGCCACAGAGGCCAAGAAGCCGGAGGAGAAACCCAAACCGGAGGCCCGAGCCAAGGAAGAGCCCGGCAAGGAGGCCCCCGCCCCCAGCAAAGCCAAGACGGAAAAGGCUGAAAAGUCCUCUAGCACAGACCAGAAGGACAGCAGGCCUCCUGAGAAGGCCACAGGAGACAAGGCCGCCCAGGGGGAGAAGUAAAGAGGGAGGCAGGAACAUCCGGAGCAUCCAAAGAAACUCAGGAGGGUCUGGGAGUUCGAGGGUCGGCAUAAUCAAUUUUCAUUUUUUUCUCCCUUCUCUUUAUAGAAGAAGAAACUCUGCUUAACUGGUGGGGCUCUCCCUCACCAAACAAGACGUUGUUAGCAAUACGUUACCAAGGAAGGGCACUCCCCACCCUGCCCCCCCGUACCCCGAACCCGCUCAGGCGAUGGACCAUUAUGUUAUGAUAGCUUAUGUAGCGGAAUGUGAUGUAUGCCGAAUGCCACACUAAACACUUGACUGUAAAAACUGCCCCCCUCCUUUCCAAAUAAGUGCAUUUAUUUCCUGUAUGUGCAACUGGCAGGUGACCGCAAUAAUGAACGAGCAGUUAGAAACACAUUACGCUUGAGAUGUCUUAACCUAUUCCCAAAUGCCUUCUGUUUUCCAAAGGAGUGGUCAGGCCCUUGCCCAGAGCUCGCUCCCCUGGAAGAGCCGGAGUGGGUGGGGCUGGGCACUGAGCCAUGCCAGGGCGCACUUUUCCACCGGAGACCACUUUCAAUUGCUUCCGUGCAAUAAAAACAAGUGCUUAUGAAAUGAAAA
Molecule: messenger RNA, 2371 nt
Organism: Myotis davidii
Lineage: Eukaryota; Metazoa; Chordata; Mammalia; Chiroptera; Vespertilionidae
Gene: NEFH
Product: neurofilament, heavy polypeptide
Exons: 4
Coding region: 74-1774 (566 amino acids)
Biological process (GO): axon development
Cellular component (GO): axon; neurofilament
Molecular function (GO): structural constituent of postsynaptic intermediate filament cytoskeleton
Source: RefSeq, a predicted model, not a curated record